This is a messenger RNA of Pediculus humanus corporis (human body louse), 1467 nucleotides long. Its product is annotated as glutamate decarboxylase, putative. The record is from RefSeq and is a predicted model, not a curated record. Gene Ontology annotation, biological process: carboxylic acid metabolic process. Gene Ontology annotation, molecular function: pyridoxal phosphate binding; carboxy-lyase activity. Bases 1 to 1467 code for a protein of 488 amino acids. The transcript has 10 exons. NCBI's taxonomy places the organism in Eukaryota, Metazoa, Arthropoda, Insecta, Psocodea, Pediculidae. Gene Ontology annotation, cellular component: cytoplasm.
AUGCGGUGGGAAAUAUAUCCACUUGAUAAGGAUUUAUUUCCCUACGUCGAAAACGAUGCAGUCACAAAAGAAUUUCUACAAAAGCUUUUUGAAAUUCUUUUCAUAUUCAUUAAAGAAACAAACGACAGAGACAUGAAAGUUUUAAAUUUUAAACAUCCCGAAGAAAUGUUUAAAAAUUUAGAUUUGGAAAUUCCAAAUAAUGGUAAAUCAUUACAAACACUUUUGGACGAUUGUCACACGACAUUAAAAAAUCAAGUAAGAACGGGUCAUCCAAGAUUCUUCAAUCAAUUAUCCUGCGGUUUAGAUUUAGUAUCAAUGGCAGGUGAAUGGCUCACUGCAACAGCUAAUACAAACAUGUUCACUUAUGAAAUCGCUCCCGUAUUUAUAUUAAUGGAAACUGUUGUCAUGCGAAAAAUGAGAGAAAUUAUUGGACCCGGAUGGGAAAAUGGAGAUUCCAUAUUGGCUCCGGGAGGUUCGAUAUCCAACCUUUACGCUUUUUUGGCGGCAAGACAUAAAAUGUUUCCUUAUUACAAGGAAAAAGGUUUAUCUGCCAUACCUGGCCAAUUGGUCAUGUACACCUCCAAUCAAUGUCAUUAUUCCAUUAAAAGCUGCGCUUCCGUGUGUGGCUUGGGAACCGAUCACUGCGUAGAAGUUCCUUCCGAUGAAAGAUUAAUUAUUGAAAGAAAGGCACAGGGCCAUAUACCAUUUUUUGUUAACGCGACAGCAGGUACAACCGUAUUAGGUGCUUUUGAUCCAAUCGAUGAAAUAGCAGACGUUUGUCAAAAGUAUGGAUGUUGGCUCCACGUAGAUGUGAGUGGAUUACUACUUUCGAGAAAAUACAGGUAUCCAAGAUUUCAAGGAGUCGAGAGAGCGGAUUCAUUGACUUGGAAUCCUCAUAAAUUAAUGGGAACUUUGCUUCAAUGUUCUACGAUUCAUUUCAAAGAAGAUGGACUUUUAAUGAGUUGUAAUAAUAUGAAUGCCGCGUAUUUAUUCAUGCAAGAUAAAUUGUACGAUGUGAAAUAUGAUACGGGAGAUAAAGUAAUACAAUGUGGUCGACACAAUGAUAUUUUUAAAUUAUGGCUUCAAUGGCGUGCCAAGGGAGAUGAAGGAUUUGAAAAACACAUGGAUCGUUUAAUGGAAUUAUCUGAAUACAUGGUUAAAAAAAUCAAAGAAAUGUCCGAUAAGUAUUAUUUGAUAUUGGAACCUGAAAUGGUUAACGUGAGCUUUUGGUACAUACCACCAAGAUUGCGUAACACUCCGCAUACUCCAGAAAAAGAAAAAUUACUCGGAGAUCUGUGCCCGAUUAUCAAAGGAAGAAUGAUGCAAGCAGGUACAUUAAUGGUAGGAUACCAACCAGAUGAUCGUCGUCCAAAUUUUUUUCGAAAUAUAAUAUCGAGUGCUGCUGUUACAGAAAAAGACGUGGAUUUUCUUUUACAAGAAAUCGAUCGUUUAGGUAGGGAUCUGUAA